AAAAAAGCGAAUCUUGCAGCAGAUAAUGAGUUUAAUAACGAAAGUACUGACAAUCCUAAACUGAAAGUUUGUGUCUCCAUCAGAAUCUGUCUUUCUACUCAUCGGUAAAAGAUAUUUAUAGUUUCUGUCUGAAGAUUAUCUCUCUAUGGAAUGCAACAAGGACGAAGCCAUAAGGGCAAUGGACAUCGCCAAGAGGAAAGUUACAGAAAAUGACUACACCGGGGCCAAAACAUUUGCUGUCAAGGCUCAGAAUCUGUACCCACAGCUAGAUGGUUUGAAGCAAGUGUUGAUGUUGAUCGAUGUGUAUAUCUCAGCAGGUAACAAGAUUAAUGGAGGGGAGCCUGAUUGGUAUGGAGUUCUUGGUGUGGAUCCCUUGGCUGAUGAUGGGGUAGUGAAGAAACAGUAUAGGAAGCUGGCGCUUUUGCUUCAUCCUGAUAAGAACAAGUGUGAAGGCGCGGAAGGUGCGUUUAAGUUGAUUUUGGAAGCUUGGUCUCUGUUGUCUGAUAAGGUUAAGCGGAUUGCUUUUGAUCAGAAGAGGAGGGUGGUGAUGGUGAAGGAAGUUAAACCGAGGAAGGGUAGGAAGCAGAAGCAAGAACCUAAGGAGCCUAAGCAACCUACAAAGAAGCAGAAGCAGCCACCAAAGGAGCCUAAACAACCAGUGAAGAAGCAGCCCAAACAACCAACAAAGAAGCAGAAACAACCAGCAAAUGGGCAGGAGCAACCAGCAAAUGAGCAGCAUGCACCACCAAAGCAGGCCAAACAAGAAGCAAAUGAGCAGCAGCCCAAACAAGAAGCAAAUGGGCAGCAACAACCACCAAAGCAGCCCAAAGAAGAGACAAAAGAGCAGCAGCAACCACCAAAGCAGCCCAAACAAGAAGCAAAUGGGCAGCAGCAACCACCAAAGCAACCCAAAAAAGAAGCAAAUGAGCAGCAGCAACCACCAAAGCAGCAGAAAGAAGAGGAAAAUGAGCAGCAGCAACCACCAAAGCAGCCCAAACAACCACCGCCCCCGAAACAACCUGCAAACCAGCAGGAGCAACGACCAAAGCAGCAGAGACAACAACCGAGCCCACAGAAACAACAACCACGCCAGCCAAGUUCUACUGGAUCUCGUACUGGUAGAGGUAGAAGCAACAAGCCGACAUCAAAAGUCACUAACUUUUGGACAAUGUGCAACAUAUGCGGGAUGCGACAGCAGUAUGUAAGGGUUCUUUUUGUUAACAAGAACGUGAAAUGUGGAAGUUGCCGUGUGUCUUUUCAGGCUACUGAGAUAGAGAGCACGCCACAAGCAACAAAUGAGAACACAAAUGGUGCUUCAUGUGGGAGAGAUUCUUUCUCAAGCAAGGAUGAGGAAGCUACUAGAGGAAUUGAAAACUCAGACUUCAAAGUAGAAGAGAGGGCUCGUAAGAAGCUGAAGACAGAUGGGUCUUGCAGAGGCUAAGUAGUGGUGUGAUAUUUAGGAGUUGAACAAUGAAAUGACCUUUUUAAUCUCUGUGUCUCUAAUGGCUAUUAUAUAUAUGAAUGUUUUGCAUCUAAACUAGGAAAAGUAAAAGUACAACGGAACAAGGGAAAGUUCUUUUAACAUCUUUAAUGUGAAAUGUCCA
Molecule: messenger RNA, 1604 nt
Organism: Eruca vesicaria subsp. sativa (arugula)
Lineage: Eukaryota; Viridiplantae; Streptophyta; Magnoliopsida; Brassicales; Brassicaceae
Source: the annotation of a GenBank genome assembly